Messenger RNA from Hyaloscypha bicolor E, 1082 nucleotides. RefSeq lists its product as uncharacterized. The record is from RefSeq and is a predicted model, not a curated record. NCBI's taxonomy places the organism in Eukaryota, Fungi, Ascomycota, Leotiomycetes, Helotiales, Hyaloscyphaceae. The transcript has a single exon. Bases 139 to 852 code for a protein of 237 amino acids.
CGUGAUCGUAAAAGUUUAUCAAGCGACACGAGAUGGCACAAGUAUAUAAGAAGAUGGCCAUCAACGCAUUCACCUCACUCAGCAGAUCAAUCCAAAAACUCAUCACAUCAACUUUCAAAACUACCAUUCAAUUACACCAUGCAUUCCCCUAUCGUCUUCUCCGCCCUGACCCUCGCACUCUCAACCAGCGUUUUCGCCGCACCGCUCAACCAAGUGCGACAAGAUCUCCUCUCUCUCGCCGACACGGUCCAAUUCAUCGCCAAGACCAAAGGCUCCAACCCCAACCCCGGCGCGCUCCCAGACAUCAACAACUGGCUCUUCACGCCCGUCCACUCGGGCGCCGGCCAGAACCUCGCGACCCUAGUCGACCCAUCCACAGCCCCCCUCGACCUCUCCCUCCCGGGCUACUUCCGGAACGGCACCGACGCCCCACACAGCGACGGCGGCUACAUAACGGCCGGCUUCCUCGCCGGCACAACAUCCACCCCACCCUAUUCCCUCGUGCUCGCCAUGUCCCACGACCCCAACUCCCCGAACCCCGGCGCCGCGAGGGGAACCGUGCAAUUCGACGCCGGCGUCGGCACAGACGGGCUGGACGUGCCGGCUGGCACACUCAUCACGAGUAACUAUGUCACUGAUGCCUUUUGGGCUUGUCCGGAUGUCCCUGUCGAGGGCGGCAGCGCGAUUGUGGUUGAGGCGACUAAUAGAUAUGCGGAUACGCCGGCGGGCUGCUGGGGUAUUGAGCUCUAUGCUCAGUGUGCGGGCUCGAUUUCGGACGUGAAUCGAGAUGCUUUCCCUGCGUUCGUGCAGAGCAGCUGUUAUGCGGACGCUGCUUCAGUCGUCGUUGCGUAGUGAUUGGCGUGUUGUAGCUUUUGGGGUAGCAGAUGCGGAAGAGAGAUGGAGUUCAGGAAGGAGAUGAGAGUGUUUGUGUUAAAAGGCGAAUUUUUCAACGGAAUAUUUUUAAUCUUUAAGUUGGAGCUUCUGGGGUAGCAGGUGUCGGAAGAGGAGAGAUGGAGUUCAGGAAGGAUGAGAGGGUUUGUGAUAAAAGGCGAAUCUUUCAACGGAAUAUUUUUAAUCUUUAA